Molecule: messenger RNA, 2016 nt
Organism: Patella vulgata (common limpet)
Lineage: Eukaryota; Metazoa; Mollusca; Gastropoda; Patellidae
Product: RAD52 motif-containing protein 1
Exons: 6
Coding region: 226-1113 (295 amino acids)
Cellular component (GO): nucleolus
Molecular function (GO): RNA binding
Source: RefSeq, a predicted model, not a curated record
ACCAUACUUCUUAAGAUUAACAUUUAGAAUAAAACAUAAUUUCAUUAAAUACCAAUAUCUUUAUAGAAAAUCUUCAAUUUUAUCUGUAAAUAUGGAUUACAUACGUAUUGCGUUUAUGGGCGAACGUAGCCGUCGUGCGGAAUGUGAUCAAUCCUAAAAAUGGCGGUAAAUUAGAAGACAGUGUAAACAGAAGGUGCACACAGAAAGAAACUGAACGCAGUAAAAAUGGCUCACAGAGGAAUAGAAAUUGUCGAUUUUUUUCGUCCAGCAUGUAACAGAAAGAAUCUGUUCAUGACGAAUAUCGUUACAGGAAUGGAAGCAAUAGAUGUUGAGGAUCAGCUGCAUUGCAAAUUUUCUCAAUUUGGAUUACUCCAUGAAGUUCAAGUUUUUAAAUCCAAGCUUCAAGGCAAGGGAGAUAAUUCUGACCAACCAUCAGAGACAACCACAUUUUAUGCAUUUAUCAAAUUUUACUCACUAUAUGCCGCUGCCCGAGCUCUACAUGAUUUAAAUGGAAAGUGUUUUAUUGGUGAAAAAUGUUGUAAGUUGACUUAUGCUAAACGCCAGAAAGGACCUGAAGAACCUUAUUGUCUAUCUGUUAGUCAGUGUGUAGACUUAGCUAGUUAUUAUAUGGGUUUUAAUGGCUGGUCCACAGAAAUCAGACUGUUAGAAAAAGACAGUAAUGAAGAAAACGAAGGAGCCUUAGAGAGUGAGAUUGCCACCAUUAGAUAUAUGUGUGUAGUAACAUUAUAUAUCACUGGUCAUUUACUCUCAUGUCAAGGUUUUGGAGCCUGGGAAGAAAAAUAUCAUAAAACUACAAUCGACCCAAAAGACAGAAUAACCCUAGUGGGUAAAACAAAGAAAAUAGCUACUCAACGUGCUAAACAGAAUGCCUUCUCUAAAUUAUUGUUAAUUAUUCUACCUAAUGGUAAGGUAACAGUAGAAGUUAAUACAAUGAUACCUGAUUAUUUUCCUGUAAAUGAUGAACAGGAUAAUCAAAAGUUACUCAAGGUAAAUGAAUUAAAUAAAGAACCAGAAACCAAUGAUGAAGAUGUUGAUGAUGUUCUUCAUAACUUACAAGAUUUACAAGAAAAUAUUGAAGUUAACCAAUCAUAGCCAUUGUUUCUUGGCCCCAUCUUGUGAAUGUAAUAAAGGAAUUUUUCAUUGGUACUUCAGGAAGAACACCAUCAAAACACAGAACUUUCAGAUUUCAAAUUGUGAACACUUCCUACAUCUACAUUUUUUGGCAUACGGGUAUCAUGUGAUUUCUCAAAGGAUUUGUGAAAAUUUCAUUUAUUGAGUUAUAAAGAAGUGCCUUUCGAAUUUUUCCAUCUCAAUCACCAAAUUUGUGUUCAAACUCUUUAAAAUCAUAUAAAUAUAAAGUCCAGAAUUCUCUUAUAUACAUCUUCACUUUUAUUAACACUUUAAUAGUCGCUGAUCGUCAUUUCAACCCAAUGGGUUUUCUCCGGGUCCUCCGGUUUCCUCUCACUGCUAAAGACCCCUAAGCGUAAGCGAAUUAUUGAAACAAAAUUGAACCAUGUUAGUCCCAAAAUGACCUGGUUUGUGUCGAGUGGACACUAAACCCCAUCUCUCUCUCUUUCUCUUUCUCUUUCUAUGUUAUUAUUAAUGUUUUUGAAGUUCUAUCAUUUCCAAGUUUUAUUUUGACAAAAAUUGAUUUUGAAAUUGUUGGGUGAAGUAGAUAAUUUUGAAAUGAUUUAACACUUAAUAAGGCAUUAUAUAUACUGGGGUAGCCUUACUAUGUACAUUAUAAAUUAUUGACUUUGUGAACUUUCCAAAUAGAUGGGAUGUGGUACCAGGUGUUCUAGAAAGAGUUGGCCUAGAAUCCUACUAUAUAUUGUUUAGGAUAUUGAAGGUCCAAUUUUUUGCCCUGUUAAAAAUUUUCCAUCAUUUGACUCUAAAAUUAUAUUUUAUAAAGUUAAUAGAGUUGAUUUGACAGUAUAUUCAGGGUUAUUAUUUUUUAUGUUCAAAAUUUAUUGUUUGUAUAAAUUCAUUGUGUCU